UUCGUAAUCCUGACUUAGUUGACCGCAGCGUGUCGUACUUGCAUGUCCUGACUAGUGCUUUGUAAAAUUGUGACAAAAUGGGAAUGCCUGAGAGUAGGAAGCCAGAGUCAUGGUGGGUGUCAGCAGUGCUCAAGACCAUCCGCGCUGUCGCGUUGGUCUUCGACAUCCUCACCUUCCCAGUACACCUCAUAGUCCAGAGGCCGUGGAGGAAACGAGCGCUCUCCAGACGAAUCAAGGCCCGUAUAAUCCAGACCACACAGAACAGCAUAACAGUGCGAUCAGUGUCGUCUCCAUGUGACCUGCACCUCCGCCUCGUCCGCGAUGGCGUCACCUCCAUGGAGAGCAUGCUGAGGGCCGCGGCCGCGCGCUGGGCCGACCGUCCCUGUCUCGGCACACGUACCGUGCUCAGCGAAGAGGAUGAGCCACAGCCAAACGGACGGGUCUUCAAGAAGUUUAACAUGGGCGAAUACGUGUGGCGUACGUACGUGGAUGUAGAGAAGGAGGCGCGUCACUUCGGCGCCGGCCUGCGCGAGCUCGGCUGCCAGCCGCGACACAACAUCGUCAUGUUCGCGGAGACUCGCGCCGAGUGGAUGCUCGCCGCGCAUGGCUGCUUCAAGCAGAGCAUUCCUGUUGUAACAAUCUACGCUACCCUGGGUGACGAUGCGAUAGCUCACGGCAUCAACGAGACAGAUGUAUCCACUGUGAUCACCACAUACGACCUUCUGCCCAAGUUCAAGAAGAUCCUGGCCAAGACGCCCAAGGUAGACACCAUCAUCUACAUGGAAGACCAGCUCAAGAGCAUUGACAGGGACGGAUACAAACAAGGCAUCAAGAUUAUCGGAUACAAGGAUGUUGUGGCGAAGGGAGCUUCUUCUAAAAUUGAACCGGUCCCACCAUCCCCAUCAGACACGGCUAUCAUCAUGUACACGUCAGGUUCGACGGGAGUGCCGAAGGGAGUGAUCCUGUCUCACCGCAACAUGUUGGCGACACUGAAGGCCUUCGCUGACGCUAUGCCUAUCUUCGACGGAGACAUCCUCAUGGGAUUCCUGCCACUCGCGCACGUGUUUGAACUGCUUGCUGAGAACCUUUGCAUGAUUGGAGGUGUCCCCAUUGGCUACUCGACUCCACUCACCAUGUUGGACACAUCCAGCAAGAUCAUGAAGGGCACCAAGGGAGAUGCCACCAUUCUGCAACCUACUUGCAUCACUACUGUACCUUUGAUUAUGGACCGCAUCAGCAAGGGUAUCACGGAUAAAGUAUCUCGCAGCGGAGAGUUCGCGAGCGCAUUCUUCAAGUGGGCCUACACGUACAAGCAGACCUGGAUGCGACGCGGAUAUGAUACUCCUAUUCUUAACAAAUUGAUGUUCUCCCGUAUCCGCGGGCUGCUGGGCGGGCGCGUGCGCAUGAUGAUCUCUGGCGGCGCGCCGCUGUCGCCCGACACGCACGCGCAGGUGCGCAUCUGUCUGUGCUGCGACGUGGUGGCCGGCUACGGACUCACUGAGACCACGUCCUGCGCCACCGUCAUGGACCCGCACGACCGCUCCACCGGCCGCGUCGGCGCGCCCACCGCCGGCACCGACGUCAGGCUGCUCGACUGGGACGAGGGCGGCUACAGGGUCGACAACAAACCUUACCCACAGGGUGAAAUCGUGAUUGGCGGCGACUGUGUAGCGGAAGGUUACUACAAGAACCCUGAGAAGACGAAGGAGGAGUUCAUUGACGCCGAGGGCAGGCGCUGGUUUAAAUCUGGAGACAUCGGAGAACUACAUCACGACGGAUGCAUUAAAAUUAUCGACCGCAAGAAGGAUCUGGUGAAAUUGCAAGCUGGAGAGUACGUGUCAUUGGGCAAAGUGGAGGCGGAACUGAAGACCUGUCCCAUCGUGGAGAACAUCUGUGUGUACGGAGACAGUUCCAAGUGCUACACCGUGUGUCUGCUGGUGCCCCACCCCCAGCACCUGGCCGAGCUGGGCGCCAGGCUCGGCCUGCCCGAGAUGGACUUCGACCAACUCUGCCAGAACGCCACCGUCGAGAAGGCUGUCGUCAAGGAACUCGCUGAUCAUGCCAGGAAAUGCGGUUUGGAAAAAUUCGAGGUACCUGCAGCGGUGAAACUGGUGACAGAAGUAUGGUCUCCUGACAUGGGACUGGUGACGGCCGCGUUCAAGAUCAAACGGAAAGACAUACAGGAGCGGUACAAGGAGGACAUCAAGCGGAUGUACGCGUCGUGAGCAGUGUGCGUGUAGUGUCGUGGAGUCGUGUACAUAUUUGUGUUACGUCUAAAUAUCGUAGUGUGUAUUAUUGUAAUACUAAAUUUUCGCUUGUGCGCCUGCGGACGGAUGAUCGUAUCGUUUAUGUAUAAAAAGUAAGUACACCGUUUGACUGGUCGAACGCUUCUGAUGAGAUUCUUUGUGUAAAUUUAAAAUUAUGUAGAUCUGAAGUGGUGAGUGCGCUGUGCGUGAUUGGAAAGUAAAUUUUACGUCAUUAUUAUAGAAUUCCUCGGAUAUCGUGUAGAUAUUGGCCUAGCAUCUCAUGUGUAGAUAGCUAUUGUCCCUACCAUGAAACUAGUACAUUUGUUCCUACGUGUUUUUAAAAGACAAAAUAAUUGUUUCGUGGUCGGGACGAAACAUCGCUAGACUAAGAUAAUUGUAUUAGUACUUAGGGGGAUCGGGGAUAGUGUUUGCAAUGUAAUAAUAAUAAUUUUGCAAUAAAUUCAUUUUUGUUCAUCUGUUUAUUUGUAUUAUAAUAAUGAAGAUGACUCAUUUGAGAAAUGAGUGUUCAUGGCGAGCUCAUUGUGUUGCAUAAUGUUAGCAGAAUGAUAAUGUUUUAAUGUAUUAAUGUAAUACGGUUAUGUUGACACAUGAUGCAUUAGUACAAGCAUAAUAAAACAUUCAUGGAUAUUUCUAGUUUUACGCUAAGAAAACGUAUACUUAGUCUACGAAUAUCAUGUGAACAUUUGAUCAUUGUACGACUACAUAAUACGUUCAAGUUUAGGUAGUAUCGAAAUGUGUGCGUGUCAACAUAAUUAGGUCGGAUUAUAAAUUUGUUGAUUAGUUUUUAUUGUUUUGUAAAUCAUGGCUAAAGUUGUUUAGCGUCUCUGUAGCGCCGACAGGAGUGAGGAGGGAGCUAGUCAAUGUUACUAAACAAUGUUACAGCAUUUUAACCGUCGCCCGCAUUUCGCUGAGCAUUUACAUUUACAUACAUUUUAAUAUAAACCUUUUAAAAUAAAUUUAUUAAUGUAAUCAAUGUUACCUGAACAAACGUAAAAUUCCAUUGAUGUAUUUAAAUGUGAGACCUCGACUUUAACUGUAUGGUAUCGUUAUAUUUUUCGAUGUAAUCAUAUUGUAAUCAUUGAAAUGAUCUUAAUAUUAUCAUCAGUGUACUGUUGUAGGUGUUUGCUCAGUUCACGAGCCUGUAACUUUGUGUUUGAAAUUCUUAAGCAUUGCAAUGAAAACCAAUUUUGUAUUAUUUAUUGAAUAAAUGUUAAUAAAAUCAGUAUUGGUUGUUGUUUCUUAAUAAUCAUUUUCCUUCCUAUCUAUUAUAGAAGCUUAUUUACAGGGAUAGUAGGAGUCACCCCAAGGUUACUCUUGGUUUGGUGAUCUCUUAAAAAUAUUAUUCAAAAUAGAUUACAUAAAACUCACUGAUGGGCGGCCCACGGCCAAAUUGAAAACAAACAUUUUGAAGCCAACUAGAAGUUACGAAACAAAAGUAAAAUAAAAACAAGUGAAUCUAUUGCAGUUGUAUAGUUUAUUUAUACUUCUGUAAAUAACAUAAUUAACUUUUUAACAUAAAGUUUUAAAUAGGUUUAGAUGUAUAACGUGUACAUGAAGGUUCUCUGCAAAUAUUAAACACUUCGGAAAAUAAAGUCUGGGAGUUUAGGAGUAUUAUUACAAGCUUUUGUUUAAUUCAUUGAAUGGUUUUGUGUCAAUAUAAUAUUUGAAUAUUGUAUCAAACAGAAAAGGGAAAUAAACAUCUAGCAAGUUACAAUUACAGCGAAAUUAAAGAGUUUGUAUAUCCUAAAGUUAAUCUAAUUUAGCUAAGUUGUCAAACGUAUGUCUAGGCAGUGCUCAUCUUGCAGAGAUGACGCAGCUGCAUGAUCUUGAUGUCAUCUGUACCGAACUUCACUACUCCUUCUUGAUUCUCUAUAGAGAUCAGUUGACCCACAGCCUCGCGGUCCUCGCCCGCAAUCACCUGUGGAAAAUAAAAUCAGGAGAUUUUAUUAGACUAAAUAAUAGAGUUCCGAAAUUUAAAAAUAUAAGUGUUUAAGGAUCUUGAAAUUUUCUAUCACUUUUUGUAAUAAGUGGACUGACACUGACCUUGACCCUAUCCCCGGACUGCGGCACGACGGGCUCGAGUAGGUCGGCCAGCACGUUGACGACGCGGUCCUCCUGCGGCAAGUACAGCGCGCACAUGCCGGCCGACAGCCCGCGCACCACGCCCGACUGCCCCGCCAGCGCGUCGUCCUCCGCCGCCGCGCGGACCCGCACCUGGGGACAAGUUGCCGUUAUUUAUACACUCAUCUCCAAUUACAAUACAAGUUAGAAAUAAAAGUAUUUAUAUUUACCUCAACUUCCGUAGUAUGCCAGUCGGGUGCUGCAGUAUCAGCAGCUGCAUAUGGUGAGCGAGGCGAGUAUCCGCCCGGAGACGGGGUCGCAGGGUACCCGGCAGUGUACCCCGCGGGGGACGGACUCGGUCGGUACGGCGAGUACGUGUGGUCUGACCCGUACAUAGUACCCGGGGUCUGUGGAGUGAAGGGUCCAGCCGCGUACGCCGCGUCCCCGUCGUCCAGCGCGCCGUACUCGAAGUCUGGCGCGCGAGCUGGCGUGUUGGCCGCCGUGGGGUCCCAGGCGCCGUGCGCCGGGGUGCGGCCGCCCUCGUGCGACGGAGUGGCCGAGCCAUAGUGCGGGGUGCGGCCGCCCACGUCGUAUAUAGGUGUGGCGGACCCGUGCAUGGGGGUCUUGAUGCCGGUGUCGCGGUACGUGGGGGUCUGCGCGCCCAGUGUCGGGGUGCGGGCGGGAGUCCGAGUGUAGAACGAGGCCCCGCCGCGCGCUGCGCCGGCGCCGGCCCCCGCAAUGUGUGAGCGGUCCACAGAUAUAGUCUGACACGCCGAGUGGAGCUCCACGCGGGCCGUGCUGCCUGUAGCGUCCUUGACGAUACCGACAUUCCCCUUGUAAGGUCCGCCUGUGAUCUUGAUAGUUUGUCCGAUGAGCUCUCUGUCGCGUGUGACGCCGCCCCCGCGCCCCCCGCGGCCCCGACCGCGCGGUGUCAUACCGCCGCGGCCGGAAGGAUGCAUCGGCGACUGAAUUCUUGGCGACAUGAAUCCCAAAGAAAGACCCGUAGACACAUUAGAAUUCUUGUUACCGCCCGCUAAUUGUAAGUGUCGCGUCUUACAUACGAAUAUACCACCAUUAUCAAGGUACAUGCGAGACUGCAAGAACGCGAAAUUCCUGUACAGAUGUUUGAUUUCACCAUUACGCCCAGCGUGAGGUCCAUCGAUAACUUUCACGAUGUCGCGUUUCUGAAUAGUAUUCUGUUCAGAAUCUAAAGCCAUAGUGAACCUGCUCUCGCGUCGUUUCUGCAAAGCUUGUGGCUUGCAUUCAAUUACUUUACCCUGCAUUCCAAGGACAUGGAAGUUUUCUUUUUCAAGACGAACUAUCACGCCGACUGUUUGUGGAUCCAGUUGGACCAUAUCACCCCACUGGAAUUGCCCAAGAGAGUCCACACCAGUAGCCAUAUCGGAGCAUAAUUGUAAAUCUCGUGGCAACACUUCAAGUUCAUGCAUAGUCAGAUCUGACACAAGAACCACUCUAUGUGGCUCCACGCGCACGAUCAAACCAGUGUCACCCUCAUACCGUCCUGCUAACACCUUCACAUGGUCACCUUGCUUGAAAUACUUCCGCAACUCAUUUGGUUUGAACACCAGAGGAUCCUUCAGUGCAUCGUGCUUUGGCAUCACUGUUAUCAUGGACCCAUCUAUGGCUAUAAUCCUAGCCUGCAAGUUGGCCAAGUCACCAGAGCAUACUUCUACAUUGUCACCCAUAGAAAAUGAAUGUAAGCUAGUUGGGUCAUCUUUGGCUGGUGCUGCUAAUUCUAUGUCAAUGCCCUCUGGCUGUUCUUCAAAUCUUUCUAAUUCAGUCAAGGUAGGCUUUACACCCUCAGCCAAAAUGGCAGACAUUGUGAAAUUUUUGUAUAGAAAUCCUUUUCUAGAAUAUCUGUUUCCUUCAAAUAUCAAGAAGUCACCAUCAGAUGUGACUUCUCCUCCGAUAGCUCGGAUAGCUUCAGGGUCAAAAGGUUUCGCUGCUGGGCGUCUUUUCUUUUUCCUCUUAGCUGCCUCACUUUCACUUUGGACAGUUCUCAGAGCCCCUCGCAGCCUUGUAUAAUCUAUUCUAGGUAAUAAUUUUAGAUGCACUUGAUUUUGAGCUAGGUCUACAUAGUCCACUUGUGCAAUAUCAUCCUUGUACAGACCUCUUUUGAGCCUCACCCAUUGCUUUGGCUUUAGACCAGAUUGUUCCUUAACUACUCUUAAUACAUCAGUCAUUUCUUUAAUAGGUACCAUGUCUUGCUUCCAGAUACCCAUUCUCAAUGUACCAACAUUAUUUAUAAUGUUCUUAACAUGUGUUUGUUUGUAAGCUUCAAUGUAGAUGUAUCCUUUCACACCUUCUGGGGCCACAACAGAUUUGAUCUGGAAUGGUUCUUCAGAAAACUGAUAAGCAAUGAAUUUUCUCAUGAGAAGUAGAACAGUAGCCUUCUCUUCUCCUAUUCUGCACUUGACCAUCCAUAAGUUGGGGUCUUUUAUCCCUGGUAAGAGAGUUUGUUGGGUGAUUUCAUCAGACAUUUCCUCUCCACCUUCUCCAAAAUGUCUAUGUGCUGCUGAUUCAUCAGCAUAUUUGUUUCUGAGAUAUUCUUCAAUCUCUUCUUCUUUCUGUGAAUCCCAUAAAUUGGUGCCUCUGCGUCUACCCUCGAUUUCUCGGGCUGUGGGACCAAUUUCAUCCACCUCAUUUCCAACAAUGCCCAUUUCCUGGGCCCCCUCUUCCCAUUCAUCAUCUUCAUCGACCUCAUCAUCCACCUGUAAGAAGUAUAGUAAAAAUUAAUGUAAGUAUUUACAAAUUAAGUGGAAAUUGCAAUUGAAAAAGUAGCUUUUAUUCUGAAAAUGUUACCUCAGCCUCGUCAAUAAUGAAUCCUCCAUAUCGGCUGUCCUUUUUGCGUUUCUUUCUCAGCCUUUCUUCCUCCUCAUCUUCUUCAUAUUCCUCAGAGUCUACUAAGUCUUCUCCCUCUGGCUCUUGUUCAUCCU
Messenger RNA from Spodoptera littoralis (African cotton leafworm), 7285 nucleotides. Lineage: Eukaryota; Metazoa; Arthropoda; Insecta; Lepidoptera; Noctuidae. The record is from the annotation of a GenBank genome assembly.